AUGUUUUCAGGGGUGACAGGAAUCCUCAACAGAGGCCAUAAGAUCAAAGGGACAGUGGUGCUAAUGCGCAAGAAUGUGUUGGACUUCGACUCCAUCGCUAGUGUUACCACUGGAGACGUUGGAGGACUAAUUGGCACCGGCAUCAACGUUAUUGGCUCCACAGUUGACACCCUCACUGCUUUCUUGGGCCGUAGCGUCUCACUCCAGCUCAUUAGUGCUACCAACACUGAUGCAAAUGGAAAAGGGAAAGUUGGUAAGGAUACAUUUUUGGAAGGUAUUAUUGCCUCGUUACCAACCUUGGGAGCAGGGGAAUCUGCAUUCAGCAUUCAUUUUGAAUGGGAUGAUAGCAUGGGAAUUCCUGGUGCAUUUUACAUAAAGAACUAUAUGCAAGUUGAGUUUUUCCUCAAGAGUUUAACUCUUGAAGACAUCCCAAACCAAGGAACCAUCCAUUUUGUAUGCAACUCAUGGGUUUAUAACUCUAAACUUUACAAAAGCCAACGCAUUUUCUUUGCCAACAAGACAUAUCUUCCUAGUGAAACACCAGCUCCACUUGUCAAAUACAGAGAAGAAGAAUUGAAGAAUUUAAGGGGAGAUGGAACAGGAGAGCGCAAGGAAUAUGAUAGAAUCUAUGAUUACGAUGUGUACAAUGAUUUGGGCAAUCCGGAUUUUGGUGAAAAGUAUGUUCGUCCAAUUCUUGGGGGGUCUAGCACCUAUCCCUACCCUCGCAGAGGAAGAACUGGUCGAUAUCCAACAAGGAAAGAUCCGAGAUGUGAGAAACCAGGAGAAGUUUAUGUUCCAAGAGAUGAAAAUUUUGGCCACUUGAAGUCCUCGGACUUUCUUUCAUAUGGAAUAAAAUCUUUGUCUCAAUUAGUCUUACCAGCUUUCGAAUCUGCUAUGAAUUUUACCCCGAAUGAGUUUGAUAGCUUCCAAGAUGUGCGUGACCUCUAUGAAGGUGGAAUUAAGCUGCCUACAGAUGUAAUUAGUACAAUUAGCCCCUUACCAGUGAUCAAAGAACUCUUCCGCACUGAUGGUGAACAAGUGCUCAAGUUUCCAACACCUCACAUCAUUCAAGCGAACAAGUCUGCAUGGAUGACUGAUGAUGAAUUUGCAAGAGAGAUGCUUGCUGGUGUAAAUCCUUGUGUAAUUCGUGGUCUUCAAGAGUUUCCUCCAAAAAGCAAUCUAGAUCCCACUAUCUAUGGUGAUCAAACCAGUAAGAUAAACGCAGAAGACCUUGAGCUAGAUGGGUGCACAUUGAACGAGGCACUUGCUAGUCGAAGGUUAUUUAUCUUAGAUUACCAUGAUGUAUUCAUGCCAUAUCUGAGACGAGUAAAUGAGACUUAUGCCAAGGCUUAUGCCACAAGGACCAUCCUUUUUUUAAAAAAGAAUGGGAGUUUAAAGCCAGUGGCCAUUGAAUUAAGUUUGCCACAUCCUGAUGGAGAUCAAUCAGGUGCCGUCAGUCAAGUCAUCUUACCUGCAAACCAAGGUGUUGAGAGUACAAUUUGGCUAUUAGCCAAAGCUUAUGUGGUCGUGAAUGACUCUUGCUAUCAUCAACUUAUGAGCCAUUGGUUAAAUACUCAUGCAGUGAUUGAGCCAUUCAUCAUAGCAACAAACAGGCAGCUUAGUGCGCUACACCCUAUUUAUAAACUUCUGACUCCUCACUAUCGUGACACCAUGAACAUCAAUGCACUUGCAAGGCAAUCUCUAAUUAAUGCUGAUGGCAUAAUAGAGAAAUCUUUUUUGCCCUCAAAAUAUGCUGUGGAGAUGUCUUCAGCGGUUUAUAAGAAUUGGGUUUUCCCUGAUCAAGCACUACCUGCUGAUCUUAUCAAGAGAGGAGUGGCAGUUAAGGAUUCAUCUUGCCCACAUGGACUUCGUCUUUUGAUAGAGGACUACCCUUAUGCUGUUGAUGGACUAGAGAUAUGGAAUGCUAUUAAGACAUGGGUCCAAGAUUAUGUCUCCUUGUAUUAUACAACAGAUAGUGAUGUCAAAAAUGACUGUGAACUACAACUUAUGUGGAAAGAAGCUGUAGAGGUAGGUCAUGGUGAUUUGAAAGAUAAGCCAUGGUGGCCUAAGUUGCAGACAGUUGAAGAGCUUAUUGAAACAUGCACUAUUAUCAUAUGGACUGCUUCAGCUCUCCAUGCAGCUGUUAAUUUUGGACAGUAUCCUUAUGGAGGUUUGAUCCUGAACCGUCCAACUAUUAGUAGAAGAUUGCUUCCUGAGAAAGGAACUGUACAAUAUGAUGAAAUGGUGAAGACCCCACAAAAGGCUUAUUUGAGAACAAUUACACCAAAGUUUCAGACUCUUAUUGACCUUUCAGUGAUAGAGAUCUUGUCAAGGCAUGCUUCUGAUGAGGUUUACCUUGGAGAGAGGGACAAUCCAUAUUGGACCUCCGAUUCAAGGGCAUUACAAGCUUUUCAAAAGUUUGGAAACAAGCUGAAAGAAAUUGAGCAAAAAUUUGCAAAGAAGAACAAUGAUGCGAGUCUCAGCAAUCGACUUGGGCCGGUUGAAUUGCCUUACACUUUGCUUCAUCCUACCAGUAAGGAAGGGUUAACUUGCAGAGGAAUUCCUAAUAGCAUCUCUAUCUAA
Gastrolobium bilobum is the source of this 2583-nucleotide messenger RNA. Its product is annotated as seed linoleate 9S-lipoxygenase-2. The coding region runs from base 1 to 2583 and encodes 860 amino acids. The transcript has 9 exons. The record is from RefSeq and is a predicted model, not a curated record. Gene Ontology annotation, molecular function: oxidoreductase activity, acting on single donors with incorporation of molecular oxygen, incorporation of two atoms of oxygen; metal ion binding; protein binding. Gene Ontology annotation, biological process: lipid oxidation. NCBI's taxonomy places the organism in Eukaryota, Viridiplantae, Streptophyta, Magnoliopsida, Fabales, Fabaceae.